UCUUCCUUUCGCGCCGGCGGCCGCUGGAGGCGGCGCGUCCAUGUGCGCUCGGCGCGGCCCCGGCCCCUGCCCUCCGCCCCCCGCGCUGCCCCCGCCAUGGACCCCAGCGGCAUCAUCGAGGCCCUGCGCGGCACCAUGGACCCGGCGCUGCGCGAAGCCGCCGAGAGACAGCUCAACGAGGCUCAUAAAUCAGUGAACUUUGUUUCAACUCUGCUUCAGAUCACUAUGUCCGAGCAACUGGAUUUACCAGUGAGACAGGCAGGGGUUAUCUACUUGAAAAAUAUGAUAACCCAGUACUGGCCAGACCGUGAAAGUGCCCCAGGAGAGAUCCCACCUUACUCCAUCCCAGAAGAAGACAGACACUGUAUCCGUGAGAACAUUGUAGAAGCCAUCAUCCACUCUCCUGAGCUGAUCAGAGUACAGCUUACUACUUGCAUUCACCACAUUAUCAAGUAUGAUUAUCCAAGUCGCUGGACUGCAGUUGUGGAGAAAAUUGGAUUUUAUCUCCAGUCGGACAAUAGUGCUUGUUGGCUUGGAAUUCUUCUCUGUCUCUAUCAACUUGUGAAAAACUAUGAGUACAAGAAACCAGAGGAGCGGAGUCCCUUGAUAGCUGCAAUGCAACAUUUUCUGCCAGUCCUGAAGGACAGCUUCAUUCAGCUCUUGAAUGAUCCAUCAGACCAGUCUGUCCUCAUCCAGAAACAGAUCUUCAAAAUAUUUUAUGCCCUUGUCCAGUACACACUACCUUUGGAGUUGAUAAAUCAGCAAAACCUGACUGAGUGGAUAGAAAUCCUGAAGACUGUUGUCGAUAGGGAUGUACCAGCUGAAACCCUUCAGGUUGAUGAAGAUGAUAGACCUGAGUUGCCUUGGUGGAAAUGCAAGAAGUGGGCUUUGCAUAUCUUAGCUAGGCUCUUUGAGAGGUAUGGAAGCCCUGGUAACGUUUCCAAGGAAUACAAUGAGUUUGCUGAAGUUUUCCUGAAGGCCUUCGCUGUUGGUGUUCAGCAAGUGUUGCUGAAGGUGCUGUAUCAGUACAAGGAAAAGCAGUACAUGGCUCCUAGAGUUCUGCAGCAAACGCUGAAUUACAUCAAUCAAGGGGUGUCUCAUGCAGUCACCUGGAAGAAUCUGAAACCUCAUAUUCAAGGAAUCAUCCAAGAUGUUAUUUUCCCACUGAUGUGCUAUACAGAUGCUGAUGAAGAGCUUUGGCAAGAAGAUCCAUAUGAAUACAUCCGCAUGAAAUUUGAUGUGUUUGAAGACUUCAUAUCUCCAACAACUGCUGCUCAGACAUUAUUGUUUACAUCAUGUAGUAAAAGAAAAGAGGUCCUGCAGAAGACAAUGGGCUUUUGUUACCAAAUUCUUACGGAGCCAAAUGCUGAUCCUCGCAAGAAAGAUGGUGCUUUACAUAUGAUUGGUUCUUUGGCUGAAAUUCUCCUAAAAAAAAAGAUCUAUAAGGAUCAAAUGGAAUAUAUGUUGCAGAAUCAUGUGUUCCCUCUCUUCAGCAGUGAGCUGGGUUACAUGAGAGCAAGGGCUUGCUGGGUUCUUCAUUAUUUCUGUGAAGUCAAAUUUAAAAGUGACCAGAAUCUCCAGACAGCCUUAGAACUCACGAGACGGUGUCUGAUAGAUGAUAGGGAAAUGCCUGUGAAAGUGGAAGCUGCAAUAGCUCUUCAAGUUCUCAUCAGUAAUCAAGAGAAAGCUAAAGAAUAUAUUACUCCUUUCAUUAGACCUGUAAUGCAAGCUUUGCUUCAUAUUAUAAGAGAGACUGAAAAUGAUGAUCUUACUAAUGUGAUUCAGAAGAUGAUCUGUGAAUAUAGUGAAGAAGUUACCCCAAUUGCAGUAGAAAUGACACAGCAUUUGGCAAUGACAUUUAACCAGGUGAUCCAGACUGGUCCAGAUGAAGAGGGCAGUGAUGACAAAGCAGUGACAGCAAUGGGAAUCUUGAAUACUAUUGAUACCCUUCUCAGUGUAGUUGAAGAUCACAAGGAAAUUACCCAGCAGCUGGAAGGGAUCUGUUUGCAAGUGAUUGGAACAGUUUUGCAGCAGCAUGUAUUAGAGUUCUACGAGGAGAUCUUUUCCUUGGCUCAUAGUCUGACAUGCCAACAGGUUUCUGCACAAAUGUGGCAGCUUCUUCCUCUUGUGUUUGAAGUCUUCCAGCAGGAUGGUUUUGAUUAUUUUACUGAUAUGAUGCCUCUCCUGCAUAAUUAUGUUACUGUUGAUACAGAUACACUUCUGUCAGACACAAAAUAUCUUGAAAUGAUCUACAGUAUGUGCAAGAAGGUCCUUACAGGAGUUGCUGGAGAAGAUGCAGAAUGUCAUGCAGCAAAGCUGUUAGAAGUAAUCAUUCUUCAGUGUAAAGGGCGUGGCAUUGAUCAGUGCAUACCCUUGUUUGUGGAAGCUGCCUUGGAGAGACUGACCAGAGAAGUGAAAACCAGUGAACUGCGAACCAUGUGCCUCCAGGUUGCCAUAGCUGCUUUGUAUUACAAUCCUCAUUUACUAUUAAACACGUUGGAAAAUCUUCGUUUCCCCAAUAAUGUGGAACCUGUCACCAAUCACUUCAUAACUCAGUGGCUUAAUGAUGUGGACUGUUUCCUUGGGCUUCAUGACAGAAAGAUGUGUGUGCUUGGCUUGUGUGCUCUUAUUGAUCUGGAGCAAAUACCACAGGUUUUAAAUCAAGUUGCUGGGCAGAUCCUGCCAGCUUUUAUCCUAUUAUUUAAUGGAUUGAAAAGAGCAUAUGCCUGUCAUGCAGAGCAUGAAAAUGACAGUGAUGAUGAUGAUGAAGCUGAAGAAGAUGAGGAAACAGAGGAGCUGGGGAGUGACGAAGAUGAUAUUGAUGAAGAUGGUCAAGAAUAUCUAGAAAUUCUAGCAAAACAAGCAGGUGAAGAUGGAGAUGAUGAAGACUGGGAAGAAGAUGAUGCUGAAGAGACUGCUUUGGAAGGCUAUUCCACAAUUAUUGAUGAUGAAGACAACCCUAUUGAUGAAUAUCAGAUAUUUAAAACAAUUUUUCAGACAAUUCAGAACCGCAACCCUGUGUGGUACCAGGCUUUGACACAGGGCCUUAAUGAAGAGCAAAGGAAGCAGCUGCAGGACAUAGCGACCCUGGCAGAUCAGCGGCGGGCAGCACAUGAAUCCAAAAUGAUUGAAAAGCAUGGAGGAUACAAAUUCAAUGCUCCGGUUGUGCCAACUUCAUUUAAUUUUGGAGGCCCUGCCCCAGGAAUGAAUUGAAUUAUCACUUUUCCUGCUACUGUGUGAUUGUAGUGAAGAGCUUGUGUUCCUCCCAAUAGUGGUUCCAGAACUGGUUCAUGUUAUCUACAACUCACUCUAAACUAAUUUAUAAAUAGAUUGGACAAAAGCCCCAGAAGUGGGACCUGAUUAUACAACAUGAUGCUGGAAAGCAAACCAGAGGGUUUUUUUGAAGAUAGGAAGAAUCUGAUUUUAAAGCUUCAAAUGACACACUUUGGAGAUCGGAAAUCAAGAGGGGAUGUCACGAAGGCAGCUUUUCUUUUUCUGAGGAAAAAAACUAGACAUGGGCUGCAGGACUACUUAAAAUGUCUCAUUUACAGUGCAAGCUAGAAGGCAGACCUAAUUUUUACACCUGUGGCACUAUGAGUAUUUGCCCAGUUUCUUUCCCUUUUAUCCCUGCUACUGGGUGUCUAUUCUUCUAAUGUAAAUACGAUGAGGUAAUCAGCCUCACUUAAUCUUCAUCAUUUCCAUUUAUCAAGAUUGUUCAUAUGUAGAAUAUUGGACACUUUAUGUAGCACUACAUAACUGAUAAAUCUGUAAAUGAAUUAGCACUUUCAUAUUGAAACAAGCCUGCUAGCCUAUGUACAAAAAUAGCAAAAUGUUUGCUAUUUAUAAAAAUAAGGGAUGUAUUGGGGAAAAUAAUUUCAAGUUAUUAAUUUAAAAUGAACUAGCAGUUUUGUACGUCGUGACUUUGUGGUGCAGUCACCUCUGGUUGUGACUUGAAUUCGGACAUGUAAAAAGAGGUUAGUGAUAUUUCAUUGCUGCUAAAGAAAAAAUAGCAACACCCUCUGUGUCCUUUGUUUUUUUUAAAGAUCCCACUGUACAAGCUAGAAAAUUGAAAAACUGUGUACUGUAAGCACAAGGAAGUUAUCCUCACUAAAGCAGGUAAAUGAGAUGUGAAGUUCUUAAGGUCAAUUGAAGUGUACAGGUGAAACAUCUACAUAUGCAAUCUAUUAAAAACAAGUGUCAUUGGCUGAUCUGGGCUAUGGUAUAUAAAUUCAAUUUUUUCCCCCAGGUGUGCAAAAUAUUCUUCUUCCAGCUCAUGGUAGUGCAGGUGCACUGCUCCUGAAUUUCAUUCCCCUUUUUGCACUUGCAGCAUUAGUGUGUGCUGUUGUCUGCCUGAUCCAGACAGUGUAUUUGAAGUUUUGCCAAUCUUUCAGUAUUGAAGCCACAAUUUUCUUCCUUCAAAGUUGCUAUAGUAACUAGUAUUUUAGCUAGAGAGGCAAAAUACAGUUCCCUCUGGGACCACUAUCAAAACCACUGUAUGAAGAAGCCAGCAGGGAGAGGCUGUGAAUUGGUUGGCUUAAAUGCCCCUUUUUUUUUUUUUUUUUUUUUUU
This is a messenger RNA of Prinia subflava (tawny-flanked prinia), 4568 nucleotides long. It is a transcript of the gene IPO7, whose product is annotated as importin 7. The transcript has 25 exons. Gene Ontology annotation, molecular function: small GTPase binding. NCBI's taxonomy places the organism in Eukaryota, Metazoa, Chordata, Aves, Passeriformes, Cisticolidae. Gene Ontology annotation, cellular component: nuclear envelope; cytosol. Gene Ontology annotation, biological process: protein import into nucleus. The record is from RefSeq and is a predicted model, not a curated record. The coding region runs from base 97 to 3213 and encodes 1038 amino acids.